UCAAGUUUUUGUUCUCAAACUAGCACUCAAAACCAAAAGUCACAAAAAUAGCACUCAAGGGGUGGGGUUUAAGGUUUAUAAUUUAGGGUUUAGGGUUUAGAGUUUAGGUUUUAAGGUUUAGAGUUGAGAAGUGAGGUUUUGGGAAUAAGAUUUCAAAUUUUGAAAAAUAAAAAAAUUUAAAUUUUUCAAAAGAUAAAAUGCUAUUUUGGUCAUUUUAGUUUUUGAGUGCUAUUUUUGUGAUAUAAACUUAGAAAUGUGCUAUUUUGAAGAUUUGCCCAAAAUCUAUUGCUAAUUUGAAAUAAAUAAAUAAAUGUUUUACAAGACCUAAAAUUAAAAAAAAAACUAUAUUUUUUUAUUUAAGAGUUUUAAAUCAUGUUUGCAAAAUUUACUAAAUAAUUUUAAAGGUUAAACUCUUAUAGACUAUAUAUAUAGCAAAUGUGUUUUCAAGCAUAUCUCUUACAUUUUUUUACUCCGAAUUUCUUUGGAAAUCAAAUAAUGUUUGGAACGAUUUUGACUGUGAGGAGUAAUUAAGUUAACAAAUUAACCAAAUAAGUAUGCCAAACGGAAAGUGUAUCAUGUCAAUCUCAAUCUAUCUAGCAAUUAAAAAGUUUGCUUAUGUGACAGAUCGAAAUCAUAGAUUGAAUAGUUAAAUACUUGACUUAGUCUUUGUUAUUUAUUAAUUUUCUAAAUAUUCCUUUGCCAUUUCCUUUAAUAUGCAUUCAAACUACCUUAUUCAAACAUCAGAAAACUAAGUAUAUACAUUCCCAUUUUAUUAAAAGUAACAUAUAUUACAUACUCAAUCUUUAAAUAGCCAUCAGGGUGCAAUCACGUUCAUAUACCAUUAAAGCUGAAUCUGCCAGAGCCCGAUGGAUCCAGUCGAUAUGUUGUCUUCAGAAUCGAGUUACGGUAGUGAUGUUAGCGACGAUGGUAUUGCCACCGAGUUGAUGGAACAAGCGACGUACAAAUGCAAUUAUUGUCCGAAGACUUACUCCAAAGGACAAGCACUGGGUGGUCACCAAAAUGUUCACAAGAGGGAGAGAGAGAUCACCAAAAGACAAGAACGUGCUAUGUUGGUGAAUAUGAACCCGCCCGAUCCAUAUCCGUACCCACAUCCGUUUCCUAGCCAGUACGCACUCCCAUCAGGAUUUGAACAGCGUCGUUACAUCAUUGAUGAACCAGAUAUUCUACAUGUGGUCUACAACUCAAGUCAAAGCCCAUACCAAUCCGUCAUGGCUCAACCCCACACUCGAUCAUUAUUGCCAGCAUCGUCACCCAUUUGCUUAAAACUUUGUCUAGGUGUUGGAAGUAGCUCACAAGACCAAACGCAAACCAAAGAACCAAACGAUGCAACAAGAGAGAUGGAUGCUGAGAAAGAAGAUCAUGACCUUUCCCUUUAUCUCUCACUCAAGUUAUGAUGCUGUAAUCUUUCUCUUUUAAAUAAUAUCUUGAAAUCGAUCGACUAAUUUCAAAUUUAAUUUCGACUCAGAUGAUCUCCUAUGUUUUCCAGCACCAUUAUCGUAUUAAACUCGACUUUGUUUACUUGAAAAGUAUAAUACGAUUGGUUAUGGAUGCAAUUGCAUUACUUGUGUAGGAAAUCAAAGUAAGUAUACAAAAACUACUAAAUGAAAUCAGCCUUUACAAAUAAGCUGAAAAAAAAAUACAAUUAAGUUAAGAAAACUAACAUAUAAUGUAUGCUUAUGCAGGAUAUAUUCAAUGUCAUAAUAUGAAAGCUAAAUACAGAAUACGAUUAGAAAUGUAUAUUAAAACCACAUUUAAAUUAAAACAAUUGAACAAAAAUAAUAGAAGACAACUCAGAUGGUUGGCAAAAAGAAGAAGAU
Messenger RNA from Brassica rapa (field mustard), 1838 nucleotides. Its product is annotated as zinc finger protein GIS. Lineage: Eukaryota; Viridiplantae; Streptophyta; Magnoliopsida; Brassicales; Brassicaceae. Gene Ontology annotation, molecular function: DNA-binding transcription factor activity. The record is from RefSeq and is a predicted model, not a curated record.